Messenger RNA from Cololabis saira (Pacific saury), 8929 nucleotides. RefSeq names its product myosin VAa (gene myo5aa). NCBI's taxonomy places the organism in Eukaryota, Metazoa, Chordata, Actinopteri, Beloniformes, Belonidae. Gene Ontology annotation, biological process: vesicle transport along actin filament; actin filament organization. Bases 199 to 5736 code for a protein of 1845 amino acids. Gene Ontology annotation, molecular function: ATP binding; actin filament binding; microfilament motor activity. The record is from RefSeq and is a predicted model, not a curated record. Gene Ontology annotation, cellular component: cytoplasm; actin cytoskeleton; myosin complex. The transcript has 40 exons.
CCUCGUUCCCAGAAUGCAAAGUGAGCCCCGCAGAAACCUGCUCCUCACAGCCCGGCUCUGCUGGUUCUCAUGGCGACAGCAGACACGGCUGUUCCCUGAGUCUCCGCGGCAACAACACGCUCUCCUGCCGUCUGCUGGACGCGCAGCCCCGACCCCGCGGAGCCGAGCCUGAUCCAGACUGGAGCAGCGACCACUGUCAUGGCAGCGUCGGAGCAGCUGUACACAAAGUCUGCUCGGGUGUGGAUCCCUGAUGCAGAGGAUGUGUGGAAGUCUGCUGAACUAACUAGAGACUACAAACAUGGCGACGCCACCCUGCAUCUCAUGCUUGAGGAUGCAACGAAUAUUGAACACAAGCUUGACCCCAAGACGAAGAACUUGCCUUACCUGCGAAACCCAGACAUCCUGGUGGGCGAGAACGACCUCACCGCUCUCAGCUACCUCCACGAACCGGCCGUGCUCCACAACCUCAAAGUCCGCUUCAUCGACUCCAAACUCAUCUACACAUACUGCGGUAUCGUUCUCGUGGCCAUCAACCCGUACGAGACUCUGCAGAUCUAUGGAUCCGACAUCAUCAACGCCUACAGCGGCCAGAACAUGGGAGACAUGGACCCGCAUAUCUUUGCUGUGGCAGAGGAGGCGUACAAACAGAUGGCCAGGGAUGAGAGGAACCAGUCGAUCAUUGUGAGCGGGGAGUCUGGAGCAGGAAAGACGGUAUCAGCCAAGUAUGCCAUGAGAUACUUUGCUACAGUCAGCGGGUCUGCCAGCGAGGCCAACGUGGAGGACAAAGUCCUGGCUUCCAACCCCAUCAUGGAGGCCAUAGGAAAUGCAAAGACGACAAGGAAUGACAACAGCAGCCGUUUUGGUAAAUACAUCGAGAUCGGCUUUGACAACCGCUAUCGUAUCAUCGGCGCCAACAUGAGAACAUAUCUGCUUGAGAAAUCACGAGUGGUGUUUCAGGCGGACGAGGAGAGGAAUUAUCAUAUCUUCUAUCAGCUCUGUGCAUCAGCACAUCUCCCCGAGUUCAAGAAUCUGAGACUGAGCACUGCAAACGCCUUCCUCUACACCAGGCAGGGUCGCAGCCCCGUUAUCGCGGGUGUGGACGACACCAAGGAGCUCGGCACCACUCGCCAUGCCUUCACGAUGCUGGGUAUCAAUGAGUCCUAUCAGAUGGGGUUGUUCCAGGUUUUGGCUGCUAUUCUUCAUCUUGGAAAUGUGGAGAUAAAAGAGAGAGAUUCUGACAGCAGUCUUAUUGCUCCCAAUAAUGCCCACCUGACGGCGUUCUGCGAGCUGGUGGGCGUGGCAUAUCCGGAUAUGUCCCAGUGGCUGUGCCACAGGAAACUGAAGACGGCCACGGAGACUUACGUCAAGCCCCUUCCUCGCCUUCAGGCCACCAACGCUCGCGACGCCCUGUCCAAACAUAUCUACGCUAAGCUCUUCAACUGGAUUGUAGAGCACGUCAACAAGGCUCUGAUCACCAAUGUGAAACAGCACUCUUUCAUUGGGGUUCUGGACAUUUACGGGUUUGAAACAUUUGAAAUCAACAGCUUCGAGCAGUUCUGCAUCAACUAUGCUAACGAGAAACUCCAGCAGCAGUUCAACAUGCACGUGUUCAAGCUGGAACAGGAGGAGUACAUGAAGGAGCAGAUCCCCUGGACUCUGAUCGACUUCUACGAUAAUCAGCCCUGCAUCAACCUCAUCGAAGCAAAGAUGGGAAUCCUGGACUUGCUGGACGAGGAGUGCAAGAUGCCUCGGGGUUCAGAUGAUACAUGGGCUCAAAAGCUGUACAACACUCACCUCAAGACCUGUUCUCUGUUCGAGAAGCCACGUAUGUCCAACCGCGCCUUCAUCAUCCAGCAUUUUGCUGAUAAGGUUGAGUACCAGUGUGAGGGUUUCCUGGAGAAGAACAAGGACACGGUGAAUGAAGAACAGAUCAAUGUGAUGAAGGCCAGCAAGUUCGACCUGCUGGUGGAGCUGUUCCAGGACGAGGACAAGGCCAUCACUCCCACUGGUCAGGUCGCCGGCACCGGAGGACGGACCCGCCUCAGCAUCAAACCCGAAAAGGGCCGGGAGAAGACCAGCAAGGAGCACAAGAAGACCGUCGGCUGCCAGUUCCGUAACUCUCUACAAAUGUUGAUGGACACCUUGAACGCCACCACGCCACACUACGUCCGCUGCAUCAAACCCAACGACUUCAAACUGGCCUUCUCGUUUGACCCCAAGCGUGCGGUGCAGCAGCUCAGGGCUUGUGGUGUCCUGGAAACCAUCCGCAUCUCUGCUGCAGGGUUCCCAUCCAGGUGGACGUAUCAGGAGUUCUUCAGCCGCUACAGAGUCCUGAUGAAGCAGAAGGAUGUUCUUCCCGAUAAAAAGCUGACCUGCAGGAACGUUCUGGAGACAUUAGUGCAGGACCAGGACAAAUACCAGUUUGGUAAGACGAAGAUUUUCUUCAGGGCAGGUCAGGUUGCUUACCUGGAGAAACUCAGGGCAGACAAGUUGCGAGCCGCAUGUAUCCGCAUCCAGAAAACCAUCCGCUGCUGGCUGGCGCGCAAGAAGUACCUGCGCAUGCGCAGCGCCGCCAUCACGAUCCAGAGGUUCACCAGAGGAUACCAGGCCCGCUGCCUGACCAAGUUCAUGCGUCGUACCGCGGCCGCUACGUUCAUUCAGAAGUACCAGCGGAUGUACGUGGCGAGGAAACGCUACAGGCAGAAGCAGGCGGCCGCUCUGGCCAUGCAGACGAUCCUCCGAGCUUACAUGGCCCGGCAGAAGUACCGAGCGCUACUGCGGGAGAACAAGGCGGUAAUAAUUCAGAAGCACAUUCGGGGCUGGCUGGCCCGCUGCUGGUACAAGCGCUGCCUGGAGGCCAUCGUGUACCUGCAGUGCUGCAUCCGCAGGAUGAGGGCCAGGUGGGAGCUGAAGAAGCUGAAGAUCGAGGCCCGCUCGGUCGAGCACUUCAAGAAGCUCAACAAAGGCAUGGAGAACAAGAUCAUGCAGCUGCAGCGGAAGAUCGACGAGCAGGUUAAAGAUAACCGGUUGACCAGUGAGAAACUAGUUGGCCUGGAGAAUUCCUACUCGGUGGAGAGCGAGAAGAUGCAAAAGGAGGUGGGCCGGCUGCGCGGGAUAGAGGAGGACGCCAAGAACAAAACCAACCAGGUGUCGUCCCUGCUGGAGGAGCUGGAGAGGCUGAGGAAGGAGCUGAGUGUCACGCAGCAGGAGAAGAAGACGAUAGAGGACUGGGCACAUACGUACAGGGAUGAAAUGGAGAAGUUGGUGGGCGAGCUGAAGGAAACGAACGGAGUGCUGAAAAAGGACAAGGACGACUUGAACAGGUCCAUUCAGGAACAGAGCCAGCAGAUGACGGAGAAAAUGGCUCGUUGCAUCGUGGAGGAGACUCAGCAGCUGGAGACGGAUCUGAACGAGGAGCGCUCUCGCUACCAGAAUCUACUCACAGAACACCUUCGCCUGGAGGAGAAAUACGACGACCUGAAGGAGGAGAUGGCUCUUUCCUCGAAUGUCUCCAAACCGUGCCACAGGAGGACCGACUCCACUCACAGCAGCAACGAAUCAGAGUACACGUACAACUCAGAAUACGCAGAACUGGAAGAAAGUUCCCGCAUCAGCGAAGACAUCACACGAGGAAUGGACACGUCCCUGACUCUCAAACUGCAGAAGCGCCUCACAGAGCUGGAGCAAGACAAGCAGCUGCUGCGCAACGAGCUGGAAAACAAGGAGGACCAGUUCCAGCGGGCUAGAGCCAGGGAUGAUGCCGAGUUUAAAAAGGCUCGUGGAGCAGAGCUGGAGUACGAGUCUCUGAAGCGCCAGGAGCUGGAGUCUGAGAACAAGAAGCUGAGACACGACCUGCGAGAGAUGAGGCAGAGCCUGCUGGGUGACGCCGCGGCCAACGCCGGGGCCCCGGGCUCGCCGGCCUACAAGGUGCUGCUGGACCAGCUCAACUCGUCCUGCGAGGAACUGGAGGUCCGUAAGGAAGAGGUGCUGAUCCUGCGCUCCCAGCUGGUCAGCCAGAAGGAGGCCAUGCAUCACAAGGAGACCAUGACCGAGCCUUCGGUAUUUGCUGAAGAUGUGACCAAACUGAAAGACGCAGAUGAAAUAAAGCAAGCGUAUGUCGGCCUCAAAGACACCACCAGGCUCCUGGAGCACCAGCUACAGUCUCAGCGGAGGACGUACGAUAACGAAGUGGAGUCUUUGCGCGGUGAGCUGCAGAACGUGAAGGAGGAAAACAACCGGCAGCAGCAGCUGCUGGCCCAGAACCUGCAGCUGCCUCCGGAGGCCCGAAUCGAAGCCAGUCUGCAGCACGAGAUCACCCGGCUCACCAACGAGAACCUGGAACUCAUGGCCGACGACCCCACAGCAUCCCGAGAGGCUCGAGUCAUCAUUUUACGGCGAAUGGUUGAUCUGAUGGAGCAGCUGGAAAAGCAGGACCGAACCAUCCGCAAGCUCAAGAAGCAGCUGAAGGUUUAUUCCAAGAGGAUUGGAGAGAUGGGAGCGGGCCAAACCGAGGGCCAGACAUCUCCAGGGCAGCUGGUGGAGGAGCCCAUUCACCCCGUCAACAUCCCUCGCAGGGAGAAAGACUUCCAGGGAAUGCUCGAGUACAAGAAAGAGGAUGAAAUGAAACUGGUCAAGAAUCUCAUCCUGGAACUGAAGCCUCGUGGUGUAGCCGUCAACCUGAUCCCAGGUCUGCCGGCUUAUAUCCUCUUCAUGUGUCUGAGACACGCAGACUACGUCAACGAUGACCAGAAGGUCCGCACUUUGCUCACAUCGACCAUCAACAGCAUCAAGAAGAUCUUGAAGAAACGAGGCGACGACUUUGAGACCGUCUCCUUCUGGCUGUCCAACACCUGCCGCUUCUUGCACUGUCUGAAACAAUACAGCGGAGACGAGGCCUUCAUGAAGCACAACACAUCGAGGCAGAACGAACACUCCCUGAACAACUUUGACCUGGCAGAAUACCGACAGGUGAUCAGCGACCUGGCCAUCCAGAUCUACCAGCAGCUCAUCAAGUGCAUGGAGAACCUCCUGCAGCCCAUGAUCGUAUCUGGCAUGUUGGAGCAUGAAACCAUCCAGGGCGUGUCGGGAGUGAAGCCCACGGGCCUCCGUAAGCGCACGUCCAGCAUCGCCGACGAGGGCACGUACACCCUGGACACCAUCCUGCGGCAGCUCAGCGCCUUCCACUCCACCAUGUGUCAGCACGGCACCGACCCCGAGCUCAUCAAGCAGGUGGUGAAGCAGGAGUUCUACAUCAUCGGUGCCGUCACCCUCAACAACCUGCUGCUGCGCAAGGACAUGUGCUCCUGGAGCAAAGGCAUGCAGAUCAGGUACAACGUGAGCCAGCUGGAGGAAUGGCUCCGGGACAAAGGUCUGAUGGUUUGCGGAGCUAAAGAGACGCUGGAGCCGCUGAUUCAGGCGGCUCAGCUGCUGCAGGUGAAGAAGAAGACGGACGAGGACGCAGAGGCGAUCUGCUCCAUGUGUCUAGCCCUGACCACUGCUCAGAUUGUAAAGGUUCUGAACCUCUACACCCCCGUCAACGAGUUUGAGGAGAGGGUAUCGGUCGCUUUCAUACGAACCAUACAGACCCGCUUGCGAGACCGAUGCGAGAGUCCGCAGCUGCUGAUGGACACAAAGAUGAUAUAUCCCGUCACGUUCCCGUUUAACCCGUCCUCCCUCGCCCUGGAAACCAUCCAGAUCCCCAGCUCGCUCAACCUGGGCUUCCUGACCCGCGUCUAAUCCCGCAGGACCGGUCCCGGGCCCUGCAGGGGCCGCAGCUGGAAUUGCAUGUCACUCGACGCCCACCGGUCCAAGAUAGGAACAAACGCAAACACUCUUAAAUCCGAUUUAGCCGAACACAGUUUAAACGACUUGGUCCUCAGUAAACACCGACAUGCCCACACUCACAGCUCGGAUGCUAAAACUACACGUCUGUACAGAACCCCGACCUCAAAGAUGAACACACACGCUCGUUCAGAAGCCGCACAGACACACACUCAGCACUCGCACCUGCUGCCGCUGGUGAAGUCGGGCCUCGUAGGCGCCGGCCUCCAUCACCGCUUGUAUUAUCGCUCUGCCUCUUAGAGAAGCCACAGGAUCCAGAUCCUGCUCCAGCCGUCACUCUCAUCAGCACCCGGGUAUGAACUCGCGUCCUCGACCGUAGUCCCCCCCCCACCCCGAUCCGUCUCUGCAUCUCCAGUAGUGGUUAAGGUAGCUGUUGUUUUUGUCUGGUUCUCCAGUAAGCGUGCGCAUGCUGAUUUACGACAACGGGCCCUAAAGGCGGCACAGAGACCUCACAAGAAGGAGCGAUUAAUCCCGACGUACCGUAGUCCGUCUGGGUGUUGGGUGAAUUCCUGGUCCCGGUGCAAAGACGGCAGAGUGAGAAACAGCGAGCGGUGUCUCUCCAGCACGUGUCCAAGCUGCAGCCUGUCCAUUUUACUCUCCAAGUCAGAACUCCCUGUCUCCACUUUUAUUAUUUAUACAUAAAUAAAUCUUUAUAAAUGCAAAUAAUAUAUAUCCUGUAUUUUAUUUAUUGCACUUGCUCACGUUACUUCCCACCCCUCCCUUUUUUAUGAUUCGUGGCUUUCUGGUUGCAGAGUGAAGGAUGGGACCACCACUAGUUCCAGGGUGAAGCGCUUUGUAAAGCUUUAGUUGCACUGUAGGUUAUUUAUGUCCAUUUUAAGGUAAAUAAUAUCACAUAGUUUAAGUUUAAAAGUUCCAGCAGAGGUGAUUAUUUGGCUAGUCACGUAAACUUUGAGGCGUUUGCCCCUCGUCGCGUUUUAGUGUUUUUGGCAGAAGACGUGCGGUGCAGGUUUAAGCGAGGACGGUGUGGACGGUACGAGGAAACGCGGGCGAGGUUUUUAACGUUUACAGCCGUGACCAGAGCUGAGAGGAAGCGUGUUCACUCAUGUUCACUCAUCCACCGACGCUGCAGUGAAAACACACAUCUGUGUGCACAACUUUACUCUCUGCUUACUUGUUUUUUUUUUUUUUUUUUUCCUCUGGUCAGAGCCUUCAAGAUGUUUCGCCAUUAUCAUUAUGUACAUAUUUAUUUCAGUAUUUUUUUAAGGUCAUGUAUAUUGUAAAGCCAUGUAUGACAGUACAGAGUGGAAAAAGGAACGAUAUUUCCGAAGUUGGUUUCGUAGAGAUUAUCUGAAAUUGCUGCAGCUUGAUGCUGCUUUUCUUUGCUGCGUUUCCAUGGCAACGAUGGCACAUCUCUGAAGAUCCUCCUCCCUAAGAUUUCCCGUCUCGUCGUGGUGCAACAUGGGCUUUUAUUACCAAACACCAACAGAUCAUGUUAGAGGUUUUUUGCUCUUUCUUGCCCGUUCACUUCUCGGUUAAAAGAUUACGAGCUGGUUUUUGUCUUUUCUGCAGCAGCUGGGCUUCACAAUCAUCCAGCAUGCAUUGCUGUUACCGGGGAAACAAAUCUGCACAUCACCAUUUAGAUACAUCAUUAGAGUUGCUUAACGAGUUACUGGUAAUCUGCCCUUGUUGUGCCAAAGACUCGUGUUUUCAUCGACAUCCUCCGUGCUGCUUCCUGUUUAGCGUGUUGGUUUUUUUCUCCUUUUAUAUUCUGUUAUAUUCUCGUAUUUACAGCCAACACGAGACCUUAACUUUAACCUUAUUAUUACAUUGUAUUUUCAUUUGAAUGAAUAUAUUCUAUGUAUGCUUGUCAAAACUGGAAUUUGUUUUAUUUAUUUGAAAAUGUAGUCUUAAGUAAGAACUAAUAAAAGAACACAGAGUAUUUUCCAUUAACAUGAGACAGAGAAAUGUCAAUAACCCAGAGCAUAACGAGGAAAAAAACACUAAUCAUACCAAAGUAUGUUAUGAAAUGCCAAGCUCUCAUUUAACGGAAGUCAUAUAUUUAAGAAAAUCAAAGCCGGUGUGUUUGAAGGCGUUUAGUGCGGGACCACGUCUGUAUCGGGUGUAACUUCUGGCCGAGAGAGAGAGUCGUGGACGCCAGCGAAGGAGUCGGUCUAACAUGAAUGUUCAUCAAGUCUAUCAUGAUUUUAACUGCACAUUGUAGACAAAGCCUUAUCUGACUUGCUAGCGAUCUGAAUGACUCACAUCUUCAACAUUGUGGCAUUGCUGUUUUUCUCCGUCUGUAAAGUGAUUUAUGAAUCAUUUAAAUGUUGUUUUCUUUCGAUAAUGUAUCCUUAUCAACAGGUGAUGUCAUAGAUGGGUUGCACUAGUUAAAUCUCCCACCCAGAAUGCACUUUUUCUUUUUUUAAGCACUGCAGAUGAAGGCUGAUGGAUAACACAUGGGUAGAAAAAGAGAGACUCCACAUUUAUCCUAUGAUUUCUGGUGCUUUCCGGCACGCUCUUAAACAACGGUGGCCUCAACUCUUCCUCUUGCAUAUUGCCUGUUUUGUUUUUUUUGUUAUUUUUAACAUUCUAAAUGAAGUAAAGCCGCAGGUUACAGGUGGUGCUCAGACUCCGUGGACUGUGUUGAGAUGAGUGGGAGGGCUGGCCCAGCUCCAGAGGAGAAAACACUGAUUCACCUGCUGGUUUUUGUUGAGCAGAAGAGGCCGUGGCGGCGAUUUCCCCCCGUCCCCCCCUAAAAAUAAAAACUCCCCGUGGGGCACCAGAACCAGACACGACGCCACAGCAUCGGCCUCCAGUUUUGCGUUCAGGACAGUCGGUUGUAUGAUAUGACGUAGACAUUAUACAUGACCAUUGUUCUUAACACUAGAAUUAUUGUGCCGUUUUAAAUUGUUAUAAACAGAAGAUAAGCCCCCCUCUCCCCCCGCUGUCGUGGUACUGGUGUGAACAAGCUGAAGCCGGUAUCAAAUGUUUCCUCUCCAAACCCAUGUGUACAUUUGACACACUGGACUGUUUGUAGUUUCUGGUAGCUGUGCUUCGUGAAUGUGUUCACCAUAAAGAAACUUGGAAUAAAACUGUCAAAUCUGUAAACGUAAAAUAAAAGAAUUCA